GAGGAGGUAGAGGAAAUGUUAGGAGAGAGUCCAGGGGGUCUCUCUUGCAGGGUGUUUCCCAGAUUGAGAAGAAUGCUAGGGUUUGGGUAAGAGAAAAAUUGACCAGGGGGAGGUACACAAGACCAGGGGAAACCAGUUAAUCAUCACUGGAGCUCUGAUAAGCCUCUGCCAGCUGGACAUGGGGUCAACAUAGUCAGAGACAAAAGAUUUUGUGAAGCCAGAGGAUCAGUCAAGACAGAGUGGCUGGAGCUCGAGACCAUGCCUGGGACAAAACGGUUUCGACAUGUGAUCGAGACCCCUGAGCCAGGCAAAUGGGAGUUGUCUGGCUACGAAGCAUCCUUGCCAAUCACAGAAAAGUCGAAUCCUCUGACCAAGAAUUUAGAUAGGGCGAAUGCUGAACAAAUCGUACAGCUCUUGGGGCAGUGUGAAGCUGAGAUCUUCCAGGAGGAAGGACAAGCUGUGCCUGCCUACCAGCGGCUCUACAGUGAAUCGAUCUUAACAACCAUGGUCCAAGUGGCUGGAAAAGUUCAGGAAGUACUGAAGGAUCCUGAAGGGGGGCUUGUUGUUCUGAGUGGAGGGGGAACUUCGGGCCGGAUGGCAUUUCUUAUGUCGGUUUCCUUUAACCAACUAAUGAAAGGCUUGGGACAGAAACCUCUCUAUACCUAUCUCAUUGCAGGGGGUGACAGGUCUGUGAUGGCCUCUAGAGAGGGAACUGAGGAUAGCGCCUUGCACGGGAUUGAGGAACUGAAGAAGGUUGCUACAGGAAAGAAACAAGUAAUUGUCAUUGGCAUUUCUGUUGGACUCUCUGCUCCUUUUGUGGCUGGUCAGAUGGAUUUCUGUAUGGAUAACCCAGACGUCUUCUUACCUAUUUUGGUAGGAUUCAAUCCAGUAAACAUGGCAAGAAAUGAUCCCAUUGAGGACUGGAAUUCUACAUUCCGUGAAAUUGCAGAAAGGAUGGAGAAGCUUCAAGAGAAACAGAAAGCAUUUGUACUCAACCCUGCAGUUGGGCCUGAAGGACUCAGUGGUUCUUCCAGAAUGAAGGGUGGAAGUGCCACCAAGGUCCUUCUGGAAACUCUGCUGUUGGCAGCACACAAGACUGUGGAUAGGGGCAUUGCAGCCUCUCAGAGUUGUCUCCUGGAGAUCUUGAGAACAUUUGAACGAGCACACAAACUCACCUAUGGCCAAAGCCCCAAGAUUGCAUCACUGAUGAAGCAAGCAAGCUCCAGUCUGCAGAAGAAGGGCCGAGUGUAUCUGGUUGGUUGGCAGACUCUAGGUAUUAUUGCCAUCAUGGAUGGAGUGGAGUGCAUACACAGCUUUGGUGCAGAUUUCCAAGAUAUUCGAGGCUUCCUAAUUGGUGAUCAUAGUGACAUGUUUAAUCAGAAGGAAGACAUUGUUGACCAGGGUCCACAGUUCUCCUUCUCCCAAGAAGAUUUUCUCAAUUCCAUCCUGCCAUCCCUCACUGAAAUUGACACUGUGCUUUUCAUCUUCACCCUGGAUGACAACCUCACAGAAGUGGAAACACUGGUGGAGCAGGUGAAGAAGAAGACUCCUAAUAUCCAAGCCCUGGUGCACAGCACAGUGGGACAGUAUUUACCAUCCCCACUGAAGAAGUUCUUUCCAUCCAUUAUCAGCAUCACCUGGCCCCUGCUUUUCUUUGAAUAUGAAGGAAAUUUCAUCCAGAAAUUCCAACAUGAGUUGAGCACCAAGUGGGUGCUGAACACAGUGAGCACUGGGGCCUUUGUUCUUCUUGGGAAGAUCUUGCAAAACUAUAUGUUGGACCUACGAUUGCGUAACUCCAAGCUCUUCUGGAGGGGCUUGGCCAUGCUGCAGCGGUUUUCAGGACAGCCCAAGGCUCAGUGCAUUGAGAACCUACUCAAGGUCAUCUAUUUCCCUGAAGAAGUGUCAGAGGAGAUCCUGGCAGCCCCUAUUUCCCGCCAUAUUCAGAUUGCCCAUGAGAAGGAACAGGUUAUCCCCAUAGCACUACUGACCCUCCUAUUUCGAUGUUCCAUUCCUGAGGCUGAGGCCCAACUUGCGGCUGCCCCCUCUGUCUGCGAGGCCAUUAGGAGUGCCCUUCUGCGGGUUGGUCGGAAGCGCAGUGCUGACUCAAUUGAAACUCUCAAGUCAACCCUUGGCUAGUUCAACACAUGAGAAGGGAACCCAGUUUAUGGAGUGGGGGGACAUCACAGAAGGAGGGGGAAAGAAAGCAAAAUACGUUAAAGCUUGGGGUAGCAGAGUCCCUGGAAGGGGGUACUUCUAGGAGGUAUAUUCCACCUCAGAUUUGGGAGAAAUGUCUCUUUUGUUACUCCCCUUGUUUCCUUCUCUGAAAAAUGUGGCAAUUGGGCUAGAUGAGCUCUGAUAUUUACCUUCCAGCUUUCCAAUCCUGUGAUGCUGUGCUAAAAUUCCUGGCUGUAUAAUACGUAUUUCUGAUCUUUGCAGUCUGUUCCUAUUUCAGAAAUAAAAAACUCUUCUGCUUUUUGUCUCAUAAA
This is a messenger RNA of Dromiciops gliroides (monito del monte), 2486 nucleotides long. It is a transcript of the gene GCKR, whose product is annotated as glucokinase regulator. Gene Ontology annotation, cellular component: cytosol; nucleoplasm; mitochondrion. NCBI's taxonomy places the organism in Eukaryota, Metazoa, Chordata, Mammalia, Microbiotheria, Microbiotheriidae. Bases 259 to 2136 code for a protein of 625 amino acids. Gene Ontology annotation, biological process: negative regulation of glucokinase activity; response to fructose; glucose homeostasis. The record is from RefSeq and is a predicted model, not a curated record. Gene Ontology annotation, molecular function: carbohydrate binding; enzyme inhibitor activity; enzyme binding. The transcript is spliced from 19 exons.